This is a messenger RNA of Diabrotica balteata, 994 nucleotides long. The record is from the annotation of a GenBank genome assembly. NCBI's taxonomy places the organism in Eukaryota, Metazoa, Arthropoda, Insecta, Coleoptera, Chrysomelidae.
CCGGUGUUUAAGUACUAUUGAUAAUCUUUUGAAAAGGCUUUUACUCGUUUUUAGAAGUAGGUAUUUUAGUAUAAAUACCACACUCCUGCUUAAUUUUUAGUUUAACUAAGUGGUAGCUUUGUUUUGCACGUGAAAAUUUGAUUGCUUGCCACAAUAAAAUGAACUAUUUCCUUACAUUAUGCUUUAUUGGACUAACCGCUGGUACUGCUGUACUAGCUGUUGAAUGUCCUCUACCGGGAAAUGAAGCAACUUACUAUCCAGAUCCAGCUAAUUGCUCCGAGUAUAUUGAGUGUUAUGCUGGAAAGGCAAAUAUAAUGGAAUGUCCACCAGAUCUAUGGUGGAACCAAGAAAAACAAUAUUGUGAUUACAAAUCGAAUGUUGACUGCAAAAUCGAUCCAUCAGCUCCAACAGAGGCUCCACGUACAAGAGCUACAGAGGCUCCUAGACCAUCAGAUUUUACUCCAGAUCCUCACUGCCCUUAUCCCUCUGACGUAAUUACCUACGAUUACGUUCCUGGUAAUUGCUCGCAAUAUUACGAAUGUGACCACGGACUCAGAUAUCUUGAAACUUGUCCCUCCAAUAGAUUAUGGAAUCAUAUCAAAAACUACUGUGAUUUCCCUGACGAAGUUGACUGUAGUCGUGCUCCAGUAACAACAACCACACCUGGACCUUCAACUACCCCAAAUCCAGUUUGUGUUGGCCAAAAAGACGGAACCCUGUUACCAGAUAAAGAUGAUUGCGCCAAAUAUUACGAAUGUCUACGAGAACAGGCUAUUGAAUUUACUUGUCCCUCUGGUACCUUGUGGAAUCAAGAUGCACAGGAUUGUGACUAUCCUGCUAACGUUGAUUGCAAAGUGACACCUGCAAGUUUCUAAAUUUAUAUUUAGUACUUUACUAAAUAUUAGAAGAAGGCAAUAACAACUAUCCCUCCAAUAUUUAUUAUUGUAUAUAAAUAUAUUACCAAAAAAUAAAAAUAUAAACUUGUACUUAUGUU